GCAGCCCAGCUGGUUGGGGCACCCUGGCGCUUCUCUGAGGAAUUUGGCCCCACUAAGAAGCUGGGGGCAGGGUAGGAGAGUGAAGGAUCAGAGUGCAAAAGAGCGGGAGAAACUCGCGGGCAGGCCUUAGGCAUCUGCAGCAGCCUCGGCUGCCCCACCCCCCGGAGAACCUGGAGGAAGAUUGGAGGAGAAGAAGAAGGAGGAGAAGGAGAAGGAGAACGAUGUGGACCCCGCUCCAGAAUUCUGUGGAGGUGGCACUGCGCAGGAAACCUCACCGCCUGUGUGCGGGGACCUUGGGGGUGGCGGCCAGUCUCUUCCUGCUCGGCUUUCUUUUCGGGUGGAUUGCAAAACCUAAUGAAAUUGGUACCCCAAUUUCCCAGAAAAAUAUGAAGAAAAUAUUUCUGGAUGAACUGAAAGCUGAAAACAUCAAAACAUUUUUAUAUAAUUUUACACGGAUCCCACAUCUGGCAGGAACAGAACAAAACUUGGACCUUGCGAAGCAAAUCCAAUUCCAGUGGAAGGAAUUUGGCUUAGACUCAGUUGAACUAACUCACUAUGAUGUCCUCUUAUCCUACCCCAAUGAGACUAAUCCCAACUAUAUCUCUAUCAUUGAUGAAGAUGGAAAUGAGAUAUUCAACACAUCAUUAUUUGAACCCCCUCCUCCAGGAUAUGAACAUGUUCCAGAUGUGGUACCACCUUUUAGUGCUUUCUCGCCACAGGGAAUGCCAGAGGGUGAACUAGUAUAUGUGAAUUAUGCAAGAACCGAAGACUUCUUUAAAUUGGAGCGGGAUUUAGGAAUCAAUUGUUCUGGAAAAAUUGCUAUUGCUAGAUAUGGGAAAAUUUUCAGAGGAAAUAAGGUUAAAAAUGCUCAACUGGCAGGAGCCAAAGGAAUUAUCCUCUAUUCUGAUCCUGCUGAUUAUUCUUCCCCUGGAGUAGAACCUUAUCCAAAGGGUUGGAACCUUCCUGGAGGUGGUGCCCAGCGUGGAAAUGUGCUAAACCUCAAUGGUGCAGGUGACCCUCUUACUCCAGGAUAUCCAGCUAACGAAUAUGCCUAUAGAUAUGGUAUAACUGAGGCUAUUGGUCUUCCAAAAAUUCCUGUUCAUCCAAUUGGAUACAAUGAUGCCCAGAAAUUACUAGAAAAUAUGGGAGGACCAGCACCACCAGACAGCAGCUGGAAGGGAAAGCUUAAAGUGCCUUACAGCAUUGGGCCUGGCUUUACUGGAAACUAUUCUACACGAAAAGUCAAAAUGAAUAUUCACAGCAACAAUAAAAUAACAAGGAUUUACAAUGUGAUUGGAACUCUAAGAGGAACAGUGGAACCAGACAGGUAUGUAAUUCUGGGAGGUCAUCGUGACUCAUGGGUGUUUGGUGGCAUUGAUCCUCAGAGUGGAGCUGCUGUAGUACAUGAGAUUGUGAGGAGUUAUGGAAAACUGAAAAGGGAAGGAUGGAGGCCAAGAAGAACAAUGAUAUUUGCAAGCUGGGAUGCUGAAGAAUUUGGUUUAUUGGGAUCUACUGAGUGGGCUGAGGAAAAUUCUAAAAUACUUCUAGAACGUGGAGUGGCCUAUAUUAAUGCAGAUUCUUCUGUUGAAGGAAACUACACUUUGAGAAUUGAUUGUACACCACUAAUGUACAAACUGGUCUACAGUCUAACAAAAGAGCUUCAAAGUCCUGAUGAGGGUUUUGAAGACAAAUCAUUAUAUGAGAGCUGGAAGCAAAAAAAUCCUUCAACAGAAUUCAGUGGCCUACCCAGGAUUAACAAACUGGGAUCUGGCAAUGACUUUGAAGUCUUUUUUCACAGACUUGGUAUUCCUUCAGGCCGAGCUCGUUACACUAAAAACUGGAAAACUGACAGAUACAGCAGCUAUCCAGUAUAUCACAGUGUCUAUGAAACUUAUGAAAUAGUAGAAAAAUUUUAUGACCCCACUUUUAAGAAUCACCUCACAGUAGCUCAGGUCCGAGGAGGCAUCAUUUUUGAACUGGCCAACUCCAUCAUUCUCCCUUUGGACUGUCAAGACUAUGCCAAAGUUUUACAAAAAUAUGUUAAUAGCAUUUAUGAGCUGGCUCAGAAACAUUCAGAAAAGCUGCAAGAGUACAACGUAUCCUUUGAACCACUUUUCUCAGCAGUGAAGAAUUUUACUGAAACGACUACUAACUUCAGCACAAGACUGCAAAACUUAGACACAAACAACCCUGUGUCAGUGAGAAUUAUCAAUGAUCAACUAAUGUUUUUGGAAAGAGCUUUUAUUGAUCCUCUUGGAUUACCUGGAAGCCCAUUCUAUAGGCACAUCAUCUUUGCUCCAAGUAGCCAUAAUAAAUAUGCUGGAGAGGCAUUCCCAGGAAUUUACGAUGCUCUCUUUGAUAUUGAAAACAAAGAAGAUCCUUCAAAGGCCUGGGCAGAAGUCAAGAAGCAGAUUUCUAUUGCAGUCUUUACAGUACAAGCUGCAGCAGGCUCUCUGAAGGAAGUUGCAUGACAGCCAGCACAUGGGAUAGCAUGUAAAAGCUGAGCAUCUUUCAGAAAAUGCUUGAAAGCAAAAUGGAUGUCCACUCUUUGGGACAUAUCUCAACAAACUGGUAUUGGCACAUAACAGAAUAUUAGUGUGCCAUAAGAAGUGAUGACUAUGAAGAACUCAAUGAACCAUGGGAAGAUUUGUAUGAAUUCAUGCAGUGGAGAAAGAUCAGAAGAACAGUACCUACAGUGGUUGUAAUAAUUUAAAUGAAAAGAAUACUAAAUGGAAGCCAAAUUCUGAGUAAUUGUAAUUAGCACUCUUGAUUCCAAAGAAUAGGUAAAGAAACAUACCUUUCUUUAUCCUGCCAGGUAGGAGCAGAACACUGAAUAUACUCCCAAAUGUAAUCUCUAAACUGGUUGUUUUUACUUAACUAUUUUCUUUAAGAGGAAGGUUCAGUAAUGGGAGAUGGAAGAGAAGCAAAAGAAUAUAUAUACCAGGAAUGAUGGUCAUAUAGAAGGUAUCAAUAACUUUUCUUUAAGAGGUUCAGGAAUGAUUGGGAGAAGAGAGGCAAGGGAACUUUUAUCAGAAAAUAACAGUCAUGCAAAAAACACAAGAGAUAUCAAUAAAAAAAAUUUUUAAGGUGCUACAUUUUAUCAUAAAGUGGUUAGAGUUAACUCUUUUCUGUGAGAAUUCAGUUAAAUCAUUUAUUGAUUGUCUUCCUUUUUAAGAGUCUCAAAACAUCUAUUAUUAUCUAAGAACAUUUGGAAAUUUAUCUCAAUUUCAAGAUAGCAUUUUGAGGAAUAUUCAAACAUGGACAACUCUUAACUGGCACAGAAUAUUGUAGUAAAUCAAAAUUUAUGACUAAUAAAAAAUAAUUAGAAUACAAAAGGAUAUAUAUAUAUAUAUAAAGAAAGAGGGGGCAACUAGGUGGUUCAG
Gracilinanus agilis (Agile Gracile Mouse Opossum) is the source of this 3383-nucleotide messenger RNA. It is a transcript of the gene FOLH1B, whose product is annotated as folate hydrolase 1B. Gene Ontology annotation, molecular function: carboxypeptidase activity. Bases 222 to 2471 code for a protein of 749 amino acids. The transcript has 19 exons. NCBI's taxonomy places the organism in Eukaryota, Metazoa, Chordata, Mammalia, Didelphimorphia, Didelphidae. The record is from RefSeq and is a predicted model, not a curated record.